This is a messenger RNA of Elaeis guineensis (African oil palm), 1179 nucleotides long. Lineage: Eukaryota; Viridiplantae; Streptophyta; Magnoliopsida; Arecales; Arecaceae. The record is from RefSeq and is a predicted model, not a curated record.
UAGGAUUUGGGCCAACCAACUAUCCGCCAACCGGCCCUUUGAUCGUUUUUUAGGUCUCCGCUUCGAAGCGAACAGCAAAACUCUUCGGCGAUCGAGCAGACGAAGAGAAGAGCGAGGCCGGAGCGAAGAAAAGGGAGGAGCGAGAGAUGUAUCAUCCUACACGAGGCGGCGUUCGAGGCGGUCGAGAUCAAUUCAAAUGGGAUGAUGUAAAAGUUGAUAAACACCGAGAGAACUAUGUUGGUCAUAGUAUCAAGGCCCCUGUUGGAAGAUGGCAAAAAGGAAAGGAUUUAUUCUGGUAUACGAGGGACAAGAAAUCUGAGGCUUCCGAUAUGGGGGCAGUCAAAGAAGAAAUAAGAAGGAUCAAGGAAGAGGAAGAACAGGCUAUGCGUGAGGCUCUUGGUUUAGCUCCUAAACGUGCUAACCGACCCCAAGGCAAUCGACUGGAUAAACAUGAGUAUGCAGAACUUGUGAAGAGAGGAUCAACUGCUGAGGAUUUGGGUGCUGGGCAUGCAGAGGCGGCGCAAGUUCAAGGCCUUGGCUUAUACAAGUUGCCCUGUAAUCAAACUGAAUCGAGCUUUCUACCAGGCAAAUUGAAGGAUAUAGCACCUGACAGGGACAAUGAAGCUCCAAAGGCACAAAGUGACGAAGAAGUGACUGAGGAGGAGAGCAGGAAGAAGCGGCACCGUGAAGAAGAGACUGAGGAGGAGAGCAGGAAGAAGCGGCACCGUGAAGAAGAGACUGAGGAGGAGCGCAGGAAGAAGCGGCACCGUGAAGAGAGGAGAGAAGGGAAGGAGAAGAGACGAGAGAAGCAUAAGAGAAAAGGGUCCGACGAAUAUGAUGACAAGCGGAAGCACCGUAGAGAGAAGGAAAAGAGGCGGCAUGAUUCCGACUGAUUAUGUUUGUAACAAUCUUUUGCUCUAUUUGUUUGCUUCCAGUCUGAAAAUGAUUACGAGCCAGGAUAAUACUUUGUAUGGGGGCCAUUUUAACCUUGCUUAUGGCUUGUAAUAAACGCUGUAAUCUUGUUUCACCUGAUUGCUGCUUAAGAUUUCAUGUUCGGUUGGUAUAUUUUAUAUGCCUCCAGCCAAGACGGAUUCAAGCUCAGGAAACAGGAAUCGGUUACUCCUUUUUCGCUAGGUCCUUUCCUAGUAUCAAUUUAGUAAUUUGAACACUUUCCAACAA